Molecule: messenger RNA, 771 nt
Organism: Heterostelium album PN500
Lineage: Eukaryota; Evosea; Eumycetozoa; Acytosteliales; Acytosteliaceae
Gene: racD
Product: Rho family small GTPase
Exons: 4
Coding region: 1-771 (256 amino acids)
Biological process (GO): small GTPase-mediated signal transduction
Molecular function (GO): GTP binding; GTPase activity
Source: RefSeq, a predicted model, not a curated record
AUGGCAACAGGUAUUAAGAAAACAGUAAAAGUUGUAGUUGUUGGAGAUGGUGCUGUUGGAAAGACAUCUCUUUUGAUUUUAUAUACUACUAAAGCAUUCCCUAAAGAUUAUGUUCCAACAGUUUUUGAUAACUUUAAUUGUCUUGAAAUGUACGAUAACAAGCCUGUAAAUUUAGUUCUCUGGGAUACAGCCGGUCAAGAAGAUUACGAUAAUCUCAGACCACUUUCAUAUCCACAAACCGAUGUAUUUUUGAUAUGCUAUUCAGUGGUGAAGAGAGAUUCUUUAGAUAAUAUUAAAUAUAAAUGGUUGAAAGAGAUCAAUCAGAGUAAUUCGGGAACACCGAUCAUCUUGGUGGGUACCAAGACCGAUUUGAGAGAGGACAAGAAGACACUGGCUUCACUGCAAGAGGUGAACCAAGAGCCGGUUUCACGAGACGAAGGUAUCGCUUUGGCAAAGGAGAUUGGUGCCGUACAGUUUUUCGAAUGUUCCGCACUCACUGGUAGCGGUGUAAAUGAUAUCUUUGCGCAAGCGAUCAAAGCAGCUUUCAACAAACAAUCACCUGCGCCCGCCUCCUCCUCAAAGAAACCCACCUCGAAAUCAACAUCGUCCUCUUCAAAAUCAUCGUCAUCGUCAAGCGCAUCCAGCAGCAGUUCGACCACCUCUACCACCUCUACCUCUAGUUCCGCUUCAAAGUCUGCACCCGGCGAAAAGAAACUCAGUUGGGGAUUAUUUAGAAAGAAAGAUAAAGAUGAGAAGAAAACAACCAAAUAA